Pocillopora meandrina is the source of this 16395-nucleotide messenger RNA. The record is from the annotation of a GenBank genome assembly. Lineage: Eukaryota; Metazoa; Cnidaria; Anthozoa; Scleractinia; Pocilloporidae.
AUGCUGACGCUAAAUAUUUGGUUUUUUACUUUAGCCCUGUUUACAUUUCCGCUACUUUCGACAUCUCACUGGUGGUAAGUUCUUCUUGAAAACUUUAACGCUAAGAAGAUUAAACGAAAUCUUGUUACUAAUUCUCGAUUAGCGCGCGAAUUAGUUGGGUAGUGUUGACAAUUAUUCACCUCGUGAAUGAGAAACAGUUGCACUAACUGAUAUUUUUAUUUGUUGUAAAUUCUCACCAGGUUCAUGUCCCAAGUGUAUGCACUGGGAGCCAAAGUCAUGUGUAAUAACAUCGCCGGUUUGGUAACGUACCAAAGACAACUUUGUCAAGAAAACCCCGAUGUUAUGGUAAGCAUUGGAAAAGGGGCUAAACUCGGAGUCGUAGAGUGUCAGCAACAGUUUAAAGACCAGAGAUGGAAUUGUUCAACGGUGGCGCGAGACGUCAGCGUUUUUGGCAAAGUGAUGAGAAGAGGUAAAUCUUCGUCUGUGAAAAAAGUCCGUCUUUUACUGAACUUUUACGGGUUUAAGAUAAUUACGGAAAUUUUUUUGUUGAUCAUUAAUUCCAGAGUAAUUCGAUGGCAAUUAAUGAAUGAAAAAGUCAAACGAAAUAUUCUUCAAUUGAUCAAAACGGUGUGGUACUUAGACACAACACCAUUUCAAGAGCUCCUCAAAGUUCUUACACUAUAUCAGACAAUCUGUAAUCUCACCGCUCAGAGACAACCGCUGUGUAGAUGAUAACCCUUCUUCGUGUUUUUGCCGCAUCAGUGCCGAUUCACUAAAUAAGUGCCUGAUUUAUUUAUUUAUUUAUCUUUUUGAACAGCGAGUCGGGAAAGCGCGUUUGUCUACGCCGUUUCAUCAGCCGGUGUUGUACACGAAGUAACGCGCGCAUGUAGUCGAGGUGAAUUGAGCGAUUGUACCUGUGAUUCGAAUCGCAAAGGAAGAAGUCGGAAGGGCUUCGAAUGGGGAGGAUGCAGCGACAACGUCGCCUAUGGUCUGAGGUUUGCCAAGCUGUUUGUGGAUUCCCGAGAACAAGAGCGAGACGCACGCGCUAAGAUGAAUCUUCACAACAACUUUGUCGGAAGACGGGUCAGUAAACCUGCUAAUUUCUCUGCUUUUUUAUCAGCCUAUUACAACCAAAACCAAUAGCCUCAAAACAGUGCCUCAAAUUUAAUAGACUGUUAUAAAUGUUUUUGGGUGAUAAUCUUAACACAAGUUUUAAAAGCUCUGUUUAUUUGUGUUUUGGCCCGUUCCUUAGUUCAAUAUGAAUUCUUCAAAUUCAUUCAUUUCCCAAGUGUGUUAUGACGAACAAUACUCUGGGAUAAGAAUUUGCUUUCAAACGUAAUCUUGUGAUAAUCGUGGGUGUUUACGAGAAAAGGUACGGCCUCGUAAAAUUGUCCGUAUAUUUUUACAUUGACGCAAUCGAACACUUUUUUUAAAAUUUUAUCUUGAGUCAUACUUGUUUUUGGAAACUCAGUCAGAACUACUCAGCACUUUUCGCAGUUGUGUUUAGCCAUUACCUUGUCCAACAUUGGUUAACGCAGACCAUCCUUGAAUUUUGCUUGUUUGUACGCAAACAAUCAAAACAGAAAAAUUUGGUAGCUUAUCUCAAUCAUUUCGAUCGCAGGGCUAUUUUAGUAAUCCACGCAACACCGUCACUUCCUAAUAGAGUGUGUUUCCUUUUUACGGACGCAUGUUUAGUUCUGCUUGGGAGAGCAAAGUAACCCUUUUUUGAAAAUUAACGUUAUGAGCGCAGAAGGGAAAUCUAAAGUUCAACUAAAAGCAUGUGAAGUACUUUGGCAACGUGAUUGAAAGGAAUGUUUACAGCACGAAAACUUUCUAAGUUUGUUUGCUGAAAAUUUCGCUUGUGAUUUCGCUUCCGCGACGCGAAAAUUUCCAAAGUGUUAUACACAAUCUUCGAGCAUUAACAACGCCUUUUAGAUGGCUACAUGGUAUACAGUUGUAUGCAGUUGUAAUGUUAAGAUAAGACAAUAAGUUACUCUACAAAAGUGUAUCUUUGAAACUUACUCAUGAGUAUUCUUAGCUUUUAUUUAACGGGGGACUGAAAAACAAUUCGUUUAUACUCAAACCUUUUUCCGCAAUUUUGUGGAACGUUCCAAGUCAAACUUUCAAGUACCUUUGUCAAAUUCAAAUGCAAGAAUUUUAUGCUAAAAAUUUCUUUGUGGUCUAAUCGAUCAAAACAGGCGAAUAUCAGGGGAAAAAAAGUCACGAAUGCGCAUAUUUCUUUUAAGGUAAAUCACGAAACAUUUCUGAGGGCAGUUAAGGUAAUUAAAGGGCAAAGGGUCAUGAAUUGAAGUAUAGCAAACUCGUGGGAAAUUUCAUUCAAAGUACGCUCGCGAAGUGUCUCUUAAAUUUAUCUCAAUCGAUUAAAUACGUCGAUAAGCUUGGAUAUAGAUAUUUUCCUAAAGUAGGGCGAAGCCUAACUAUAGCAUGUAGUUGCGGUUAAGGUUUGCAAACUGUCUUUUUUUGUUUUCGCUUCCUGUGUUCUUGAUUAGAAAUCUUUGAGUGGAAUAAACCGCAAACAAUUUCCUUAAUAAUACUGGUAUUGAUACUGUUUGUAAUCAAAUGCCCUCACGUUUUCUGGAGGCGAUCAAUGGACUCUCUGUAUUGCUAUCAGUAUACAAUUUAUUUGUUUAUUUACUCUUGUGUUUGACCAGAAUAUUCGGACGGAAUGUCUUUCCAAUAUCGCCGACUUUCCGGAUUUCUUUCAUUUUCGGGAAUUUUUAAAAUGUUAGUAAAAAAAAAACAACGGAUUUUUCAAUCAAUGUGAUCAUACUUUCGGAGGGAGAGCAAACAUAAUUUUUCAUCAGGGGAAGACUACUUCAGCGUCUCAUUCACAUUAAGGAUCAUCAUAUCAUGAAGAGAUCACGUGUACAAUAGCAACCCGCACCCUUCGCCCCUUUUUUUUAAACUCUCUUAUGACUGUUUCCACUAAAAGUUUGCUAUUUCUUGUUCAUAAGCCAGCUAGAGGAUAUUUUCUUUUAACCCUUUAAACGCUAACAUCAGUAUGCACAUUCUCCAUACUGUUCUCUAUACAUUUUUUAAGAACUGACAGGGAGAAUUUGUUAAACAGUCAAGAGUUUCUUUAGUUGUUGAUCGUUUCCUUUAUUCUCAUGACCUUAAUGUUUGAUUCAGGGUUGAUAUUGUAAGGAGAAGUUAGAUGUUAGUCACCCUCAGGGGUCAUGGGGUAAAAUGAUGAAUAUUACAAAUUGAAAAUGCGUCAAGUCUUGAUAUUUCCUUUGUUUUGCACCCUGAUAGUGUAUUCUCGUGAUUAGUGAUAUAUCAUCGUGUCUGCCCUUCGUGAUUGCGGUGCACAAUUCAAGUUAUUUAAUGGCUCAUUAUCGAGAAACAUUUUUUGUUUUGGCAACUGAAACAUUUAGAAAAUAUUGAUAACUUGUUUCUUUAAUGGAUCGUUAUGAUAUUGUAGAUACGAUAUCGUGGAAGUCAAAAUUAGUCUGAUAAUGUAAUCCAAAUUUUUGUGAAGGUAAUAUUUUGAAGAAUUCAGUCUGAGGUUAUUGCACGUCUGGUCAAAUAAAGCUCAUAAGAGUGGCCCGUAGCUACUCUUUCUACAGUAAUACUGUUGAAUCAUUCAUUGAGAUCAAGAGAAUAAACGAAGUGGUCGCCAAACCUACUAAGAUAGAAGUGUUAAACGAAUUCUCCUUGUCAGGAUUAAGAGAAAUGUCUGGAGAGGAGUAUAAAUAGUGUAGAAUACUGAUGUUACGGUGUCGAGUCAGUAAAGGGACAACCGUUUUGGAAAGCUUGGUAUAAAUGACAAUGAAACUUUGUUUACUCGUUAACCUUUUUUGGGGUCAAAAUGAGAUUUUUUCCUGCAAAUAUGGAUUAUCAAAAAAAAUAUUUCCCUAGUUCUUUACCGAGUUCAAAACUUACCAUCUCUCUUAUUUCUAUCUACAAACAUUACGCUAUCGACAAUGCUGAUCCUAACAGUAUGCAGGACGCGUGUCAUAUAAACUUCGUAAUAGACCUCGCUCACCUUGGAGUCUCUGUGGCUCAGUGGUUAGAGCAUUGGGGAUGGAAUUGGAAGGUCUGAGGUUCGAUUCCUCAUGGAAUAAACCCUAAGCAAUUUUUCCUUUGUCCUAUGCUCGUGACAAGACGAAAAAAAACAUCUCUCUCUAUGGAUCAUCAUGUUUUCGAAGACGCUCGGAAAAAGUCUAGAGCGAAUUGAUAACUACCGAAAACGUCUCGAAGAGUUCUUCCAAUUUUAAUUGUUGUUAAAAAUAGGAAAUACUGCAAGGUACGUUUCAUAGGAAAAAAAGUUUUGAUUUUUGUCCUUUGCAUUAAGAGGUGUAAAUCUCUCUUUCAGGCCGUUAAAAUGCACACCAUUCUGGAUUGCAAAUGUCAUGGAGUAUCAGGCUCAUGUCAAGUGAAAACUUGCUGGAAAACUAUGGCGCCUUUCAGUGUGGUGGGAAGUUAUCUUAGAGACAGAUACCAGAAAGGCAUCUUGGUUACAGUUGAUCAAAGCGGAAAUGAACUGGUUGUGGCAGAAGGUACUUAUCCUGCUACGCCUUCACGUGAUAACCUCGUGUUCUUGGAGGAGUCCCCGGAUUAUUGUGUCCCAAACUCCAACACGGGCUCGCUGGGCACCACGGGAAGAGUGUGCAACAAGACCUCGCCGGGUCAUGGGAGCUGUGGGGUUCUGUGCUGCGGGCGCGGGUUCAACACGAUUCAAGUAGAGGAGGAGUACAAAUGCGCUUGCAAGUUUCACUGGUGUUGUUACGUGAAGUGCAAUAUUUGUCGGAGAACUGUUGACAAGCAUGUGUGUAAAUCGCCCGAGGAAGAUUCUUCUCAGCACCACAGCUCCGGUCGCCAAGUGUCGGCGCUGGCAAAUUCAGAGAGCAGAGAUCAAAAUAGGCCAAAUAAUCAGUCCAGGAAAAGAGCUCAAAGAAGAAAGGCCAGGAAGAACAAGAAAAGAGGGGCAUCAAUCAACAGCCUCGACAGCGACCACAGAGAUAACAAAAGCUUAUGAUAAUUGCUUCCAGCCUCCGCAGACAGAUGGCGCAGACAAUAUGAAAUAAUUUGAGUACAAACUAUCGGUCAGUAUUCGUCAAGUUCAUGCACGAUUAUGCUCUGCCACGAUAAACCCCAAAUAAGUUUUUCCUUUGUGGAAUCACCGAAGAGUAAGGUAACAAUACUAAACAUUCUUAAUUACAAAAUCAAAGCUCGAAAUCAAAUUGCCACUAAAAACUAAAUGAAAAUAAAUUUAUUUUAAAGAAUGAAAAAAUCCAGAUUGGACCAAUUAGUAUUCCUUAUGUUAUAAGGAGUUGUAUAUAUAUUAUAUACAGUGUGUUCUCGUAAGUACAAGAUGACAUCCAAACCACGAUUCUUAGUUUGCAAAUCACUCGCUAUAAUAUUAGAAAGAUUCGUCAAUUAUAUUGACUCAACUUUGAAAGAGUACCUGAUUGUUAGAAAAACAUAAAAUCUCGCGACGACUGCCACCACAACAACUGCCAGACACUGGUUCUCAUGCGUCAGUUUCUCACCCUCGCUGUUGGUCACUUGUAUUGACAUAUAGUUCUAAUUAGCUAAUUGUUAUAUCUCGUGAUUUGAUUGGUUGGUGUAAUUGCUUACGUAGGACAUUCAAUUGAAUCUCUCUAAUAGAAAAUAAAAUUGUGUUGAGACUUGACUUGAAAGCCUUAAGACAUCUAAGACCAGUGUGGCUUUGAAAAAAAAUCCUUUAAGUAAAAAAGAAGCAGGAAAAAUAGAGCACACGCACAAACUACAUUACUUUGGACGGAAAAUGCUCGAUAGCGAUUUUCAUUCGAAUUUUGGAAAUCGGGAUCACAAUAAUAUAGGGAGAGUACGAGAUUAAUUUUAGCGAUGUAAAUCAGCUGUUAUUUCUUUUGAUUUUUUUGGUUAAUUAUUAUAAUAAUUAUUAAUGUUAAUAUAUAUAUUCAGACAAAGAGCUAGUACUUGUUAGUUCGCUUUUGCACAAGUGCUUUCAAGUACAACAGUAGUUAUGUUAAGAAUGGUACUGCCAAUAAAGUUUAUGACUUCUAUAUACGUUUGAAACGUGUUGUAUGACUAGUUAUAUUCAUUUUGAAAUCACUGGUGAUCCCUGUAAUCUGAUUGGCUCUCAUUGGUGCGAGUUAUUCACGAAUCGCACAAUUUCGGAGGGUUAGAGCAUUUGUUUUGGGGGAUGAACAGAGAGGGAUCCUAUAGACACCACGCUCCUUGAACACUCGCCUCGCAUAACGGCCGGGUUCCUCGGGCCAAGUUGGAAGAAAACAUUAGAGUGGCAUUUAAUAAUGGAGAAAGCACUCCGCUUUUCAAAGUAUUGUGGGCUCAAUCAAGCCUUCAAGGACAUUUAGUGUUUAUUCUUUGGGACCGAACGUUGAUUAUUUUCAAGAUUCGGUGAUGAGGUUUGAUCAGGUAAAUAUUCGAACUCGAAACACGACUUAGAAAGGCGGCCUGGUGAAUAUAUUUGCGUAAUGACCAAGAGACACAAACUCAGCUCGUAAGUGUAAGCAUUUUCUAUUUAAACCAUCACCAAAUCUCGACAGGAGGUGCUCAAAAAGGGCGUUAAUGCGUAAAUUAAACAGCUGGUAGUGAUGUGCAAAAAACCUUUGGGAGAUAUUUUUACUACAUUGUGAGUGAAAUCAAAAUAUUGUGAAACAGUCAGGCUAGCUGUUAUCACACAGAACACUUUCUUACCAUUGUAUUCAGUUAUAAGAAAUAAAUAUUUCGUAGACGACAGGAUCAAAGGUGUUGAAAGAAAGCUAACCAACCUUAUUAAGUAAUUUCAUUAAGUUGAUGUGAACAUGUUGGCGUGCCAACAGGAGGAAAAGAAUUGUAGAAUGCGCCAAGCUUAGCAGAAGGCAACACAGAGUUUUUACUUGUCCUUUAUUUAAUUUUUUAUUCUCUGUAUCUUCUCAUCACCCAACCACUCAGUGCUACAGUUCUGAUCGAAUAAACAACAAUAUACUCAAUUCUUUUGAUGAAACAUCUGAUCUUUUUCUGUCAACCAAAGUGAUUUGAGAGAGAGAGAAAAGAGAAGAUGAACAAGUUAUUCAUCGGGUUGAGGUAGCGACCGACGUCUUUGCUUAAAAAUACUGCCCAGCUGGAAAAACGAGAUAUAAUGACGAAAAUUGGCCAUGAAGGUAGGAAUGUACCAUGGGAAGAGAUAGGAAAAUACGGACCGCGCUAAGAACCAAUCUGAUUGCAGGGUUCGUUACCGUGCUCUCUGAGAAAAAAUAUUAACUUUUUGUCAACCAAGCGCGAGGGCGUACUAGGGAAUUCUGGCUUGAGGACCGGGGAUGUGGCACGAGCAAGCAAGGUUAUUGAUUGGAUUAUAAUAUAGGACUCCUAACAAACUCACCGGAAACACGGCUUACGACUGUUUCCGUGGAAGUGGUCGUAUGGUAGGAUUCCGACUGAGUAAGAACCAAUCAGAACGUUCGCCUUUACCUCAAGCCAACCUUGCCAUAUGAUAGUUGCUGUUUGUUGGAAACUGUACGAUACGUUAAUUAUUCUCAAUUUGAUCGACAUUUAUGAGGGAUUUCGUUUAUUUAUACAUAACUGAGCAAACCUGUAUGCAGCACGUGUUUGUCGUCCCAUAUAUGGCGCUGUUCCACGUGCUUACUACGGGACGGUGAGUAUUUUUCCUUCUAAUAAGCCGAGAAUUGCGAGUGGGAGUCAAUCGAAGCGUAAUAGCAAAAUUGUUGAAUCAAGCGAAUAAAUGGUGAGUUUAUAAGGAAGCGUGGUACAACUUUUUCACGUUUUCGACAUGUUAAGACAAUAUUGUUGAGAAAUAAGACGACCAGCUGAUGCUUUUUUUCAAUAUUUAUUUGGUUUAAAUGAGUUGAUACCACCGCUCUUUAACCCAGACAAAAUUAUUCUCCAAAUAUUCGAUAUAUCGCAGGUACUUUAGACCGCUUUUUUGCCAUAAACGACAAUUUUUGUAUCUGCUUCGAAGCUAUCUUUCGUAAAUGAAAGAUUCGUCAACUGAUUUGAAUGCACCUUUGACAAAUUAAUUAAACCUGUAAAUGGAAUUUCGAGAACUAUUCUUUCAGCUUCAAAUGUUACGGAUUGAUAGCUUCAUUAGGUAAAUCGUUCUUGUUAUAAUUAAUGUUCUAUUUUCAUCUUACAGUCUGAAAUAAAAUCUCUCAACAUUAUCGAGGCGCGAAAAAUAAAUGGCGGCGUAUUAAAGAGACAGAAAAAGAUCGGCUUACAAAACAGGAAAAUCUCAAUUAAACCGCUGAUCAAAGACAGGAAGCGAUGGAUAGCUUGCAUUUUUAGGCAAAGGCGGGUAGCGUGCUCCCCCUCUAGCGCGCGAUUAACCAUUUGCACUUGCCUCGCGAUUGCCUAGAGGAGCUUCUGAAAUAUGCAAAGAAUGACAUGCCUGUUCUGCAAACUAGCAUUUGCAAACCCUCGUUUCCGCCCUUCAUGCCACUGGGUAUAAUGGGCAUUGAGUCAGUGUCUUCUAGAAGCCGUAGGUUAUGCCUGAACGAAUUGACGUGACACAUAUAUUAUGGUCGUUAUAGUGGCGACUGUUAUUUUUGAUGUUCAAUUAAUUGACCACACGCAGAGUCCGACACAUUUUUUUUCGUUUCUCGCAGGAAGGCUCGAGAUACAUUGAAGAUGACAUCAUUACCUAGGGCUUGUCUUUUCACUUUUGCUCUUCUUUCAGUUCCAGUUCUUACGACAUCUCAUUGGUGGUGGGUUUUCUUUUAGAACAACCGUCUAGUCGGCAAGAAGUUGAAAUGAAUCGGAUUGUUUUGCACUUAAGUGCAAACGGCAAUGAAGUCAUUCAACUGUUUCACUGUUCAGAUCAGAUAACGUACCGCCGAGGCCGCGAACUAACGCGUUUGUUUGCUUUUUAUAGGUUUAUGUCUCGAGUGUUCUCUUUGGGCGCGAAAAUCAUGUGUAAUCUAGACAUGUCAGGCUCGUAUUUGCUCAGUUAUCAUCAGAAGCUAUGCCGCGAGAAUCCUGAUGUGAUAAUUAACAUCGGGAAAGGUGCAAAGCUUGGUAUAGAAGAAUGCCAGGAACAGAUGGAGAACGAAAGAUGGAAUUGUUCUACUGUAGAACAGGACAUCAGCGUUUUCGGAAAGGUCAUGCAAAAAGGUUAGUGAACUAAUUUCUUGAAACGGUUUAUGUGUGUUCAUUUAAUUGGUCUUAACGAGGAUAGUGGUAUUAACAGUAUAGAAUAGUAGUGUUAACGACUUAAGUGCAAUGUACUUUAAAAUCAAACACGAUUAUCACGAUAGAGUGUCAAGAUCUUUCUGUUGUUUGCUGGCAUCUCAAUGUAAACAGAUCACGGGCUUCCUCCUAUAGGGGAAACCUUACAUAUAGUUCCUUAAAUCGCUUAGAAUUACAUCCAGUCUCAAUUGAUAAAAGUAUUUUCUUGUUUAUCUGACAUCGACCGACAAUAUCGAAAAUUAAUUCCCACUUUUAAUGGCAGUUUAUCAUUGCUCUUGACAGCAAGUCGAGAGAAAGCUUUUGUCCACGCGAUAACUUCAGCCGCAGUUGUGCAUCAAGUAACUCGAGCAUGUCGUCACGGCGAACUGAGAAAUUGUUCUUGCGAGAAGAAAACUGACGGUAGAAGUAACGAGGAAUUCAAUUGGGGAGGAUGCAGUGACAACAUUGCUUACGGUCUAAGGACUGCAAAGCUGUUUGUGGACUCUUUCGAAAAAGAGACAGAUGCGAAGGCAAUGAUGAAUUUGCACAACAAUUUGGUCGGGCGAAGGGUAAGUUAAGCUGUUCAAGUGUGCUGUUUUUAAAUAGUUUCCCUUAAAAUUCAUAGCUUCACCAGGUUUCAUCCUUAGCUUUAUUCUGACUUCAUUGGUGUUUAUAUUUUGAUAUGAACGUUUCCUGUUGUUAAUGAAGUGUUCAAGUGCUGCGCUGGCGGUAACUUUAAGAAAACGCAACUGACCAGGUCAUGAUUAGUGUAGUCUUGCAUUUGAUUGGUUGAGAUUUAACGUCUUUAACGUCAGUUUAUUGUCCAGUGUAGACAAUCGUUUGGUUUCCGCAUUCAGCUGAUUAGCGACCGCGAAGUUUUGAGUCGAAUUUCAAAGAAAACCGUUAGAGACCAGUCACUUGAUUUAUCGCCUGGGGAGCGGGGAAAGUCCGAUGAUUUUAGUAGUGUAAUGAUAAAAUUUACCUUAUCCCCCUCUAAGGCUCUUUGUUAAUUAAUUUUAUGAUUCCCCCUGACUGGUAGUUAAUUGGCAGUCAAUUCUACAGUCCCCCCCUUUGUACUCUGUUGACAACGACUGAUCCUCACCCCGUUCCCCCUGAAAUCGUGUAAUCUUACCCCAAAAUCCUUCACCCCCUCCUCUCUUCCGGAAAUAAAUAAUGACUGGUCCGCAAAUCCUUAUUUGUAUGGACUUUUGAUAUUAAUCUUGUUUCUUACAGGCUGUAAAACGCCACAUGGUAAUAAAGUGCAAAUGUCACGGCAUUUCCGACUCCUGUGAAUACAGGACAUGCUGGAGAACGAUGGCUCCGUUUAGCGUGGUGGGCAACUUUCUCAAACGAAAACAUCAAAAAGCGUUUAUGGUAACUGUUAAUCAAAAGAGCAACGAACUCCUAUCGGCAAGAGAUGACUUUCAACUAAAACCAUCACGAGACGAUCUCGUGUUUUUGGAGAAGUUCCCGGAUUAUUGUGUUCGCAACCCAGGCACCGGCUCACUUGGCACCACGGGAAGAAUUUGUAACCAGAACGUGCCAGAGGAUUAUGGGAGCUGUGAUGUUCUGUGUUGCGGGCGUGGGUACAACACGAUUCAAGUCGUAGAGGAAUACAAAUGCGAUUGUACAGUUCAGUGGUGUUGCCAAGUUAACUGCAAAACUUGCAGAAGAAUCGUUGACAUGCACUUGUGUAAACCACCUGAACAAACGAACUUUGAGAAAAACAUCUCGCACAAUUAGCUUCCUAUAAGGAAAGACUGAUGCAAUAAUGUACCUUAACACUAAGGUGUUUAAAUUAAGCUGAGUCAAACCAAAACGCCAUAGUUCAAUUUUGCAACGCUAUAAAACUUGUUUAGACAGAAGAAAACUUUCAGUAGAAUGAGAAAACGAAAAAACUUAAUUGAAAGUGGCCGCAUAUGAAAGGAAACAAACAUAUUUAUCGAUGUAGAACAUUUCAAAGUGAAUUUCGACCGUGUGUUGUCAAACCAAAACCAAGUUAUUCAAAAGGGCCAAUCAGAACAAAGGAAAACAUCUCAAGAAGCCAAUGAAAACUAAAGGUAAAAACAAGGAACCUCCUGAAGCGCGGGAAAACGCCGCGACUGGUUUAAGCUUUGAAUCUGAUCAGUGUCUGAUUGGUUUAGAAAUAAGCGCGAGUUUCUGGACCGGUAACAAAGCAAAAACAGCAAAAUCGAAGCAAUCCCGGAUUAUUUUUAAUACUCAAAUGAAAAUUGAUCUGAGCGGGAAUUUCAAAUAACAAAGUCAAGUAUACGUUCGUUUAAGAAACCAUAAAGUCAUACUCUGUAAAUAAAAUCAUUUGUUGCUCUUUCUGAGUUUACUACUUAAAAGGCUCUUAAAUCAAAACAACAGGUCCUUCACUUCGCUCUGUUAUUUGAAUAGCGAAGAACUGAAAGUGAAUAAAAUUUAAAGAUUGAGUACACCAUUUGUCUGUGUUUGUCUGGAAUCAUUUUGCCAUGUCCGUUCGGCCAUUAUCUUCAGAGGCUCUCAAGUUUGUUUGAAAAAUGAGCGAGAAGUAGACACGGAAAGCAUACGUUUUGCUCUGUCACGCCUAUCGUGAUCAAGUUCAAGGUAAUGGAGCUUUUUAAUUUAUUGGGAGACAGUGAUGCCAAGGCAAUUAGUGUCAGAUUUUGAGUUAUUGCUGAUUUCACUAGGAAUGGCAGCAUCAACAAUUAUCAUAAUUCAUCUUGAAUGUCGUAAUCAUUUAACCUUUUUGUGUAACCUUCUUUGAUGGAAUUCUAAAGGUAGACGACAGCACGUAAUGAAAACAAAAUAUACAAGCUUCUAGAACGGCAAUUAUUUUGUUGACAAAUUUAACUGAGCAGAAGCUCAUGGCAUGCGGGCAAAGAAAUUACAUUUUUGAGAAAUUCUGUGGUUAAGGAUUUCGCCAAACGUCGCAGCUAUUUUAAGUCUUAUAAUAAUUAAGCAUAAUUUGUAAGUUUACAGUUUGAUCGGAAAUACCAUUUUUAAUAGCUUUAUCUAAGGACCAAACAUAGCGUGAGAGGUCGUCUACAGAGACAAAGAAACAUUAGCAACCGUAGUUGUGACCAUGACAGCAUGAUAUUGGAUAUUCGGAGACGUCAAAGAAAUUCUAAAAAUUCAAAGCCCUUGAAUUUAAAAAACAAUUCACUCAAAUGGAAUUCAGUUUUGUUACUGAUUAUUUAGCCCCUAAGAAAAUAAGGCAACGCUCAUUUCAGUUUAUGUUCGCUUUUUGCUGGGUGAAUGCAACACCUUAAGCGACAAUGGACGCAAUUCGGUUAGAAGUGCAAGUUUGCUCAAGGACGAACAAUUUCAGAAUCGUUCAGUCGCUUAAAACAAUGUCCUCUGGUCACUUCUUAUCACUCAGAUCAUUUCUAUCAUUUUUCUACAACCACUUAAGAACACUUAAGAUUUAAGUGUUACCAGCUGGUUUGAAUGAAACUGUGUUGCUGAGGAAAGAAAGAAGCCGAGAAAUGGAAAGUUUUAAACUACCUCGUACAUAACAAAAACCAUUGUUGUCUGCUCAGUAAAAAUAGCCUUUUAAAAAACACCACUAACAAUCAAUCGCACAAUCGAUUUUAAGGCGGCUUCCAUAGUUAAGGACAUAAACACACCACUUAAGAAAAAAACAAGAGAGUGUCAUCUUUUUAAAAAAGAGAUGACAAAUCGCACUUUCAAGGAAUGUCUCGGUACUUAGUCCUAAUGUAGAAUCGAUAUCACUAUCCUAAAAGCUAUUACAACUAUUAACAUUUUCUGAGAAAUAAAAUCAUCACAGUACCAUUUCCAAAUCCAACUCGCCCGCUAAAAUAAAAGUUUAAGAGGUGGUGCGUCCGAGAACACUUCGCGAGGGAGUUUUCGUUGAUAUGCCUCAGCGGUUUGACACUGUUGACGAAUGUUGCUUCUAAAUUUAGCGACAUUUAUUCGCAUAGAUUGCAGCGUUGAACCAUUCAGAGCAGAAGUGUGAGGUGGGCAAACGAACAGAAAUAAAGCAAAGGAGAGCCAAAUAUGAAGAGAAUCUUGACGAUUGUGGUUUUCAAUCUUCUCCUGGGUUUAUUCCCGAUGAGAACAGCUUCACGUUGGUGGUAGAAGAUUUUUUUUUCAUUGACUUUCUCCUGUACAGAUUGAGAUUCCCGGACAUAAACACAAAAUAUCAGCUUCAACAAGUUAGUAGUUGUGGUAAAAACACAGAUCUUCAGAUUGUUUAAUUGCUUGUUCUUUCAAUAAAGGUCCAUUUCGCAAGUGUUCCAGCUUGGUUCCAAGGCCAUCUGUAACCAUGCAGCUGGUCUUCCUAACUUCGAACUGUGCCGGAAGAACCCUAAUGUUUUGAUAAGCAUUGGGAAAGGCGCCAAGCUAGGAAUUGAAGAAUGCCAACAGCAGAUGAAGAACGAGAGGUGGAAUUGCUCCACGGUACCUCGGGAUUUCAGUGUGUUUGGGAAAGUCUUGAAGAUAGGUACGUAUAUUAAAUAAACACAUUCGCGAUUGGUUUGAGAGAGAGUUGGUACAUGGGAGAGUCAAUAAAAUUUUUGCAUGUGAUGGAGAAGCAGAGAGUCAUCGAACAUGAAACGUUUUGAGUUGAACAGUUAAAAUUGUUGUCAGUAAACGUUUUGCAAACCAAGGCAAAAUUCAAUCCAUGUAAUUCAAGAGCUCAUUUGCUGGAAAUCAUAGAGCAAAUAGUUUUGUUUUGUGAUCUCUGAUUAUGACAUAGUUUCAAACAAGACCAUCGACGGCUGACGAAAUUUUUCGGCUUAAAAAACUGUUAUGUUAUCGGCAUUUGUAUACUAUUGCACGUUCGCUAUUGAUACUAAAUUCCUCUGCGCAUGGUGUCUGCUCGCUGUAGAGUCAUCAUCAACUUUGGCUUGUAUGAAAAUCAAACACAAAUUUUAACUCAGCGGACAACGGAAGAGGAAAAUAUCGACAAAAAACGUGUUCUUUACUUUAGGAUUAGAAAGUUGCUAAGCUUCGAAGGACCUUUUCGCUUAGACUCUUUUCUUUCAAAAAUCCUUAACCGAAACAUAGAUAAAUAAAAAAAUUGAUAAAAUAAGUGACAAUUUUGGCAAAGAUUCUCUGAUCAAUUUCUGCCAACAGGCCCUUAAAAGACAGCUUUUCUCUCUCCGUAAUGAUGUAAAAGUUCCUCUUUAUGAUAUUUUUUUCUUCCUUUAUGCAGCAAGCCGUGAAACUGCCUUCGUGUAUGCGGUUACCUCGGCUGGAGUUGUACACGCGGUAGCUCAAGGCUGCAUCCGCGGUGACCUGAAAAACUGCUUUUGCAACCAAACAGAACUAAGAGGAAAACGAGAAGAUUUUGUGUGGUCUGGAUGUUACGAUCACAUCGCUCAUGGUAUUGAAGUUGCCAAGUCUUUUGCGGAUUCUGAUGAACAGCAAAACGAUGCUCGGGCAAAAAUGAAUCUUCACAACAAUAUGGUCGGAAGAACGGUGAGUCCUGAAAUAAUAAAUAAACAAACGCCCAAGUGUUUUCAAGCCUUUUUCUAUUUUCUCACAAAUUGAUGUUGUAAAGGAUUGAUGGAAAUAUAUGUUUUCAUACUUCAUGCACUAUCCUCGCGUCCGACAGAGGUUUUCAGCCCUCGGUAAACUAAACCGCGCCGUCCAAUUAUCAGUUGUGGCUUGCACGGAGCAUAAUCCCUAGUAAGUGGGCAGUAUGUCUCUUUCUUCGAGAACUGAGCGCUUCUCACGUGGGUAACAGGCUUCUAUGAGUAAAUUCUGAGUUUUAAGAUUAGCUUUCCCACCAGAAGAAAAAAAACUAACAGAGUGCGAUCUGGUGAACAAGUUAAAACAUUGACCACAGUUUUCUAUAAUCUGUAACCUUAUUGAUCGUAGAAAUGACGUCAACAAUGUCCAAAACUAAAGUAACUGAACCAAUUGCACUUUGGUCACAUGUGUUUUCCCGCGCAUCAGACAGUUAGCUGUUUUCUUUUUGCUUUGAAUCCUCAUUGGCUUUUUGGGAUAUCUCUUUUGUACUGACCCUAGCAUAAUUGUGAUUAUUCUGGUUUUAGUUUUAAGACGCUUAAUCGAAAGGCACUCCUUUCUUUUUUUAGCUCAGAGUUGAUUUUCUAUCCCAGCAAACUAUAAUUUCGACAUUUCAUUUUACUCUAAAACGGUAAUUCUCCGUGAUGCAAACAAUCUCUCAUUAACAUGAAUAGGUUGUUAAAAACUGAAAAAUUUUCUUCUUCCUCUUAAGUAGAUGGAUUUUUUAAGAAUCGUAAUACAGUCGAACUAAGUGGUACGGUAAUAAGUGAUCACCCUGUAUAUAGCGGUCGGUUGUCAAAGUUUCGAAAAUUUUUCCCUUUAAUCACUGUUAUUUUUACCUCUAUUAAGCAGCCGUGGUCUCCCUUCACUGAGUCCCAACAGCCUGUUUGUUUUGUCUUCCACCUGUAUUGAAUGGUCAGUUAACGCGGAACUGAUCAAAUAAAACUAGGAUCCACGUAAAAUUUAGUCCUCAUUUAUCUCUCGAUUUAAUAUUGGUAGUAUUAGUAAACAAGUUUUUGUACAUUGAGUGGUUAAUUUUUAGCAUAAAUUGGCGUUUUUUAUCUUUUCUUUAUAAUACUCUAUUCUGUGGAAUUUGUUUUAAGACAUUCCAAGACCGUUACAGGUUUGACUGUACAAUUUUUGCAGGUCGUAAAAAAUCGCACAGUCGUGAACUGUUUGUGCCAUGGUCCUUCUGUAUCAUGUGUCAUGCAGACCUGCUACAGAAGUUUGGCUCCUUUCAGCGCCGUGAGUCGCCAUCUUCGCGGAAAAUAUGACAAUGGCGUUCUUGUGAUUGUUGAUCAGAAGGGGGAGAAAUUCGUGGUGGCUAAUGAGACUAAGGACAAGUCUUGGCGUGACAGCCUCGUGUUCUUUCAGAAGUCUCCGGAUUACUGCGUCCCAAACCCCGACUUAGGCUGGCCAGGAACCACGGGAAGGGUGUGUUACAACGGGAACACGACCACAGCCGCGGGUAACGGGACAUGUGAGACAUUGUGCUGUGGGCGCGGGUUCAACACGAUCCAUGUCAAGGAGGAUUACAAGUGCAAUUGCAAUUUUGUCUGGUGUUGUGAUGUGAAGUGCAGCACGUGUAAAGGAACUGUUGAAAAAAACGUCUGUAAAUCGCCCGAGGAGUAUAUUUCUAAAGGAAACAGUAAGAUCGAGAAAGACGCAGAAACGGCGGGUAAACAAUCGCGAAAAAGGAAGAACAAGAAACAAAGUGUUUUACCUCGCUCUGACAACAACAAUCGAGAAGUGAAGAAGAUCAAAGGUUAA